This is a messenger RNA of Theileria equi strain WA, 1824 nucleotides long. RefSeq names its product asparaginyl-tRNA synthetase, putative. Gene Ontology annotation, biological process: asparaginyl-tRNA aminoacylation. The transcript has a single exon. Gene Ontology annotation, molecular function: asparagine-tRNA ligase activity; ATP binding; nucleic acid binding. Bases 1 to 1824 code for a protein of 607 amino acids. The record is from RefSeq and is a predicted model, not a curated record. Lineage: Eukaryota; Apicomplexa; Aconoidasida; Piroplasmida; Theileriidae. Gene Ontology annotation, cellular component: mitochondrion.
AUGUCUUCCCUGACAUCUGGAGUUCCGACGGCGUCUCUCCUAAAGAGUGCGUUGAGCAAGACCAAGACUGUCUUGGAGUCUACAUGUGAGCGCCAUGUUAGAAUAUCCUCCAUUCUAUCAUUCCUACGUGUAAACUCUGGAGAUUCAAAGUAUGAAUCCAUAAGUUCACAUAUCGGUAGCAUCUGUGGAUUCAAAAGGGAAACUGGGAAAAAGGCAAUCAGCAUGGCAGACUUUGAAGGUCUUUGUGAGGGAAUCAAGGACUUACGGCUGGAGGCUGAACCGCAGGUUUUAGUAGUACAUGGUUGGUGCAAAACUGUGAGAAGGCAAGACUCUGGACGUCUUGUUUUUGUCAUUAUAAAUGAUGGGAGUUGCAAAGCUAACCUUCAAAUUGUAGUACACGAGGGUGCAAAGGGCCACGAUCUCGUAUCAAAAUGUAAUUCUGGAGCAAGCGUCCGUGCAACUGGUUGUCUUGUAGAGCGUCCAAAUAUUCCAUACAGCACAGAAGAAUACGAAAGUCUGGAGUCAGUUUCUUCUAGAUUUGAAUUACACGUGAGCAAAAUGUCUGGACACUCCAUAGAAGUUAUUGGUGAAAAUACCCAACCAGGAAAAUAUCCAAUCGCAAAAAAAUACAUAACAAACGAAUACUUGCGAGAAGUUGCACAUUUGAGAGCAAGGAGUUACCUCAUUAGUGCAACUAUGCGUGUUAGGAGCGCACUUGCAUUAGCUACUCAUUUGUUUUUCCAACAAGCCGGAUGUAUGUAUUUGCAUACACCUCUUAUUACAACCGCUGAUUGUGAAGGAGCUGGAGAACUCUUCCAGGUAACAAAUGUAUUUGAUGGAGUGAAAACCUUGGGAGAGCUUGGAAAAAAGAUGGGAUCCAAUCUUAAAAAUGGUCUUGAUGCAAAGUUGGAAUUUAAGAAGGACUUCUUCAAAAAACGCGCUUUUUUGACCUGCAGUGGUCAAUUAUCUGGUGAAAAUUAUGCAUGCUCAAUGGGAAGCAUCUAUACAUUUGGACCAACUUUUAGAGCUGAAAAUUCGCAUACAAACCGUCAUUUGGCUGAAUUUUGGAUGAUUGAACCUGAAUUGAGUUUUGUCGAUCUUCCAAUGCUCAUGGAAACUGCUGAGGCAUACGUCAAAUUUUCUAUCCAAUAUGUAUUUGAUCAUUGCAUGGAUGACUUGCUAUUCUUUGAAAAAAAUGUUGAAGGAGGUCUUAUUGAGCGUCUCAAGAAUGUUCUUGAAACUGAAUUUGUGAGAAUAACGUACACUGAUGCCAUAGAUAUUUUACUACAACAUCAGGAGGAUUAUAGAAAGGGUGAAGUCAAGAUUGGUGAAUCUGCUGCAUGCAAUGAAUGUAAGGAUGGUUCUGCAGGUGAAAGCGCAUCUGUGGAUGCUUCAUCUCCGUUCCAAUACCCUGUAUCAUGGGGAAUCGAUCUCCAAAGUGAGCAUGAGAGAUUUAUUGCGGAAUCGGUCUUCAAAAAGCCUGUGAUCAUCUACAACUACCCAUCCAAAAUAAAGGCCUUUUACAUGAGAAGAAACGAAGACGGCAAAACUUGUGCUGCAAUGGACUUGAUUGUUCCAAAAAUAGGUGAAUUAAUUGGUGGAUCUCAACGUGAAGAAAGGUUGGAAUAUUUGGAAAAGUCAAUUGAGGAGAAUGGGUUGGACAAGAAGGAUUACUGGUGGUAUCUUGACUUGCGUACCUAUGGCUCAAUUCCUCACUCUGGAUUCGGUUUGGGCUUUGAGAGACUCAUCAUGAUGGUAACUGGAGCCUCCAACAUUAGAGAUGUCAUCCCGUUCCCAAGAUACGUUGGACAUGCCGAAUUUUAA